CCACUCCAUACGCCGUGAAUAUUUUGUGGAUAUGCCCCUCUUAGUGUUUAAGUUCACAGAAAACAAAACCCACUGUGGGCAUGUCACUGACACCGGUUGCAAGCCUGAUUAUACCGCUGCUUUUGAAAGCGAUUGGGACCCUGAUGGCACCACGCUCUGGCCAUACAUUCAAUUUGCUGGUGAAAAAGCGUCUGGAGGAAAGUCCAGGGACUCUCAGGAGAAGCAGGCCAUCUCAUACUUACACUACCUCCUUCUGGCAAGACCUGAACUCUACGUUGCACAAGGGUUACUUGCCUCCAACAAGAGCCUCUUGUUUCUUUUUGGAAUCGGAGGUGAUGGCAUACGCAGUUUUGAACUUGGCUGGGGUGAUGAGCAUCUUCCCCAGUUAAUGUUUGCCAUGAUCUAUCGCCUUUACAAGCCGGGUCACUUUGUGGAUGUGAAGUAUACAAAGUGCCCUAGGGUGGACAAUUUUGUUCCAUAUACCGUGCAUAUCCCUGGGGAGGACACGAUAAUAUGCCACAAUUUCCUUCCUAUCUCUGCCAGCAACCCAUUUCAGACCCGCACACACGUCCUCUCAAAUCCAAAUUCCGAAGUCAUGGUCCAAGGCAAGCCCUUGAAAGUACUUAAAGACCAACUAUGCCGAGUUGGAACUAGGUUCAACGAACACAUGAUCCUCUCCAUGAUAGGGAGCGUGCCUGGAGUAGUUGAAAUGGUAUACCACCGUGUGUUUGACAUCCCUCUACCUCUUAGUAGCUCCAGAAGAAAAUACCUCACGGGGCUGCAUCAAUUUGGAAAACCUUUCACAAGCAUUCCUACUCUGCAGGCGAUGUUGGAGGCUGCGUACGAUAUCCUGGAAGUGUUGCGGUAUUUGCGUUUUGAACUCCAAAUCCUUCAUCGUGACAUCAGCAAGGGAAAUGUUCUUUAUAAUGAUCCUAUACCUUCGACAACUAGUAUGCCGCAUACCGACUCUAUUGGGGAAAGCAACGCAGGUUUGCCCCUUUGCUUCAUCAAGUACCUCCUUGAUGAGAGCCGUGAUCCCUGCAAAACAUCAGCACUCCUCAUCGAUUUCAACCAUGGUGAGGACCUAACAAGUAAACAAAGUUUUGAGCAUAAACGAAUUGAUCGAACGGGUACCCCUGUCUUUAUAGCCCGUGCUGUUCAACUUGGACAACCAGUGCCCCUCUGUAUUCCCACCAUUCUCCCUGCAGUACCAGACAGUCCUGAACCCUACACUCGGGCCCACCCAGACCGCGUUGCGAAAUUCCCGCCCACACUGGCAAAACUGCUCAUUGACCACCCGGCUCGUCAUGACAAUUCCAAAUGGAGGCAUGAACUUGAUCAUGACGCGGAGUCUGUAUGGUGGUUGUUAUUUUACUGGACGGUAACUGCACAACCCAAGGGAGCAGAGCACGAACCCAUCGCUCGAGGUAUUUGGUCACUUUUAACAGGGGACGACCAACGAGGUCUGCUGAUUGGUGCCCUGGCUCUUGGGCAAGGGCCGCUGGGCAAUGGCACUGGGACCGGCAUCCACUCUCUCUACUACAAAUCGCUGUGGCCUUUGUUUGUUAGGCUCGCCAAUAUUCUUGCCGUUGACAGAUAUUGGCUAGAGGGGUCCGAAACGCAAAAUUCACCUGAAUAUAUUAGCGAGGCAUUCCAACGCUUAAUCCUCCAAUUCAUCCUCGACAACCGUGAGGCGGAUUUCAUGGUAUGCCAAGUUGAAGAGCGCCCUCGUCGAGUUCAGAAGGCUUCGCAAGAGCCGCACCACUCCUUUACAAACAGUCAGAGGAAACAUGUUGAGAUCAGCAAAUGCUCAUCCUCCCUUCCCUCGAUCCAGGAGGAGCCUAUCAUGCGACCUGCCAAGGAGGAAAUGGAGGUACGUUAUUAA
Molecule: messenger RNA, 1885 nt
Organism: Cantharellus anzutake
Lineage: Eukaryota; Fungi; Basidiomycota; Agaricomycetes; Cantharellales; Hydnaceae
Exons: 5
Coding region: 32-1885 (617 amino acids)
Biological process (GO): protein phosphorylation
Molecular function (GO): protein kinase activity
Source: RefSeq, a predicted model, not a curated record